Messenger RNA from Sus scrofa (pig), 1053 nucleotides. The record is from RefSeq and is a predicted model, not a curated record. Lineage: Eukaryota; Metazoa; Chordata; Mammalia; Artiodactyla; Suidae.
CGGUGCCCGGCUCUUCUUGCUGCGCUGGGACUGCUCCCCUACGGAGACUUGGUCGGGGCCAUGCAGACGGCGGCGUGGGCACGGUACUUGUCUCGGUCGUGGCUCUGCAGGAGGGCCUGGCCAGGCUGCAGCCGGCACUACCGGGCCGUGCUGUGCUCCGAGUUGAAGCAGCCCCUGGCAAUUGAGGAGGUCGCCCCCCGUCCUGUUGGGCCCCACGAGGUCAGAGUUGAUGUCCAUUUCUCUGGAGUUAACUUUGCUGAUAUUUUGGUAUGUCGUGGUCAGUAUCAGGAAAAGCCCCGACUUCCUUUCAUACCUGGAGUGGAGUUUUCUGGAAUAGUAUUGGAGACAGGCAGAGAUGUCCACACGGUGAAAGAGGGAGAUCGAGUUAUUGGCUUAAGGAGGCUUAAUUGUAUGGCUGGAGAAUGCAUCAUUGAUCACAAGGCACUGUGGCAGAUUCCAGAAGGGAUCUCCCUCCGAGAGGCUGCUGUCCUGCCUGCAUCUUAUAGCACUGCUAUUUUGGCCCUGGAGCAUCGGGCCCGUACCCAGCCUGGAGAAACUGUUUUAGUGACGGCAGCUGCUGGAGCCACAGGCCUGGCUGUGAUAGAUGUGGUGACAAAUGUUCUUCAGGCCAAGGUCAUAGCAGCAGCUGGAAGUGAGGAGAAGUGCAAGCUGGCGAUGCAGAAGGGCGCACAGUUCAGUGUGAACUACAGUCAGGGCAGCCUGAAGGAGGCACUGGGGAAGCUGGUGGGCAGCAGAGGGGUGGACGUGGCCAUCGACACCGUGGGAGGAGAUGUCUUCCUGGAGGCUCUCCGCAGCCUGGCAUGAGAGGGCAGGAUUGUGGUAGUGGGUUUUGCUGGAGGAACCAUUGCUUCUGUGCCGGCCAAUCUUCUGCUCCUGAAGAAUAUCUCUGCCAUGGGGAUAUUCGGGGUCCGAUACCAGGGCCAGAACUUUCCCGUCUUCUCCAGGGCCCUGUCCUCAGCAAUUCAGUACUGCCUUGAAGGGCGCAUCCAUCCAUACAUUGGAGCGGUUUUUAAGCUGGAGGAGUCCCCAUAA